Messenger RNA from Aspergillus terreus NIH2624, 5286 nucleotides. RefSeq names its product putative chitin synthase (gene csmB). Gene Ontology annotation, molecular function: ATP binding; cytoskeletal motor activity; chitin synthase activity. Lineage: Eukaryota; Fungi; Ascomycota; Eurotiomycetes; Eurotiales; Aspergillaceae. Gene Ontology annotation, cellular component: myosin complex; cell periphery; cell septum. The transcript is spliced from 4 exons. The coding region runs from base 1 to 5286 and encodes 1761 amino acids. The record is from RefSeq and is a predicted model, not a curated record.
AUGUCCAGUCGCUUCUCUGUAUAUUCCGCCCACUCGGCGGCUCUGGCCCCGAGUUCGACCGUAUCAACCGCCUCUCUGUUGAACGCCCUUCAUGCCUACUACACCUCCGGACAACCGUACCAGUUGGACGCCGGAACAAGUCUCGUCGUGAACACCUGGGUGACUGCCACGCAACCAAACCCUGAAGGUCACGGUGGCGGCGUCAUUGAUCGAGAGUUAGCCGUCAAAGCAUGGGAACAUGCAAGACGGCGUGCGGAGGAUGGGUGCAUCGUCCUGUGCUCUACACAUCACUCCUCUCCGUCCAUCUUGGAGCCUUUUCUCGCCGCUCUUCCCCUCUCCACACCGGGCAUCGCCUUUGCCGCCUUGACCGCGCUCAGGCCAUUCUUGACCGCGGUAACAUCCUUCAACCCAUCAUACUCUCUCUACUCCGCCCUCUCCGCAUACUACACCCUCACCCUCAAAGGUGAUAUCGUGAGCCUGUCGUUGGCUCUGUCCACCUCCGGUAUCAAUGUCCAAAAAGGUCUUCUGGACAUCCCCUCCGAGUCCGGCUACCGCGCUUUCGAUGUAUUCUACUAUCUUCUCACCUCGGCAUCGACUCCAGCCGAGCGCGAGUUCCUUGACCUGAAAGACCCGUCCGCAUACGCAUUGCUGAACAAGUCCAAUACCUACACCCCUCCGUCCUAUCUUCCCACGGCCGACGAUGCCGCUGCGGCGGAGGAUUUCCGGGCAGCGUUGAAGGCCAUCGGCAUCAAGGGUGCUGCCCACCGGGGUCUCCUGUCCGUUCUUGCCGGCUUGCUCAAACUGGGCAAUGCGGCAGGCUUCCUCGCGGAUCAGGAAGAACUCGAGGAGGCGUGUGAGGACGUUGGCGGUCUUUUGGGUCUCGACCCUGAGGUCCUCCUCCACAAGUGCUCGACUGAUGAUCGUCAGAUGCUGAUCUCCGGGGUUUAUGAGGCUCUGGUUGACUGGGUUAUUGGCAAGGCCAAUGAAGCCAUCGCGGCGGAGAUCCAGGCCAUGCACGAGGGCUCAGGCCAAGCCGGGCAAUGGGCGGAUGACGACACUGUGAGCAUCACCGUAGUCGACAUUCCCAGACCUGCCUUUGGAAAAGCUCUGGCAAUGAGGGGUGCGUUUGACGAUACUCUCGGAAUCAACGCCGAAAUGAAGGAAGACGGCGUUCCUGUGCCCCCUGUUCCCAGCACAGUGAUGAACGAGAUGACCACUGCUUUAUCUCAGGUGGAGGCUGAUCUCGGGGUCACGACCGGUCAGGCCUGGCGUGAACGCGAAUACGAGUUGGACAAGAGACAAGGGGUUUUGGAGAGGGUUGGUCUGGAGGUGGAUAUGGAUGCCUUCCUUCGGCAGCUCCUCUUUCCAGUAGAGUCCGAAGGAAUUUCGGUGGGCAAGAAAGGUCGGUUCGAUCUGGCGACGACCUUGGGUAGCAGUAGGGUUUGGCACCAUAUCUCGAUCCACCCCACCGACGACUUGCCCGAAACGUUGAACCCGGCGAUGCCUACGGCGGCGUGGUCGGCGAGCGCUGUCUCUCGUCAAAUCCGGGAAUGGAGAUUGGCCGAAUGGGCCAAUCGUCGCCUCAAGCAGCUCGAUUUCACCGCCGAUUUCGACGUCGAGGAAUUUGUGGGCAGGUACUCCCGUCUUGGUUGCGCCGAGGGUCGGGACGGCGUCGAAAAUUGGCUGGUGGAGAGAGGUUGGACCAACGGGGAUGCUUUCGUCGGCCACCAGCGAAUCUGGAUGAGAGAAAAUGCAUGGUGGGAGGCUGAAUCCAUGCUCGACCUGAAGCCUGAAGAACAUCCAGUAGCGAACCCAUUCGUCUACGGCGCGGGCAUGCUUGACAAUGGCUCCUCCCCGUACGCCAGUCAGCCGAUGAUCGCCGAGUCGACCAGCCUUUUGGACAGCCGUGAUAACAUAGCACAGCGGCAGAGCAUGCUCGCACCCAGUGUCAUCGGUGGCGCAAAAUCCAUUGCUCCCAGCGCGCCGCAGACGCUGAGUCGGGGUGGUGAUUAUGGUUUGGGCACCAAGGGUGACGAUAAAAAAUACGACAACCCGUACUUCGACGAUGAAGGCCGGUACCUAGGAGAAUUGGACCCGGAAUUCGGUGAUCCCAAACAUAUUGAGAAAAAAGAGAUUACUCUCACCCGCCGCGUCUGGGCAGGUUUUGUGUGGGCUCUGACCUUCUGGAUCCCAUCCUUCGUGCUCCGCUUCAUCGGUCGGAUGAAGCGCCCUGAUGUCCGGAUGGCGUGGAGAGAAAAGCUCGUGCUUGUGUUCCUGAUCCUUUUGUUCAACGCUAUUGUAUGUUUCUACAUUAUUGCGUUCGGCGACUUGCUUUGCCCCAACAAGGACAAGGUCUGGAACUCGAAGGAAGUGGGCUAUCACCAAGGAGCCAACGAUUUCUACGUCAGCAUCCACGGCAAGGUCUACGAUAUCAGCAAGUUCUGGAAGUUGCAACACAGUGACACCAACAUUGAGACGACCACCUCUAAUAUGGAGCCAUUCAUGGGUCAGAAUCUGGACGCUUACUUUCCCCCGCCCUUGACUCGUGUUUGUUCGCCAUUCGUGACGGAUCAGACAAUUCAACUCCAGAACAAUGACACCAAUGCCGUCUUGUACCCUAAUGCCAAGCAUACCUGUGGUCCCAAGUUGCAACCCGACACCAGCACGAAACUGCAUGAAAUCACUUGGUAUGAGAACGUCUUCCUUCCAAAGAUCGACGAUUACUAUAAGGGGGCACUUGUUUGGAAACGGGAAGACGUCGCGAAGCAGGCUGAUGUCUCUUCUCGGUAUUGGGUGAUCAAGGAUGAGAAGAUUUACGACCUGACAGAUUACUUCUACACCCUCAAGAUGAUGAACAACAUCGACACCUACAGCUUUUUGCCAAGCAGCAUCACGGAACUGGUCAAGAGCAACCCUGGCACGGACGUCACGGACAAGUGGCCGAAUACGACAGAAACUCGAGAGGCUCAGAAGUGUCUCGACUACGUGUUCUACAAAGGCAAAGUGGACUUCCGUGACAGUCCUAGAUGCACAGUUAACAACUGGAUUAUGCUGGCGUUUGCCAUUCUCAUUUGUAGCGUCAUCCUGAUCAAGUUUUUGGCCGCCCUCCAGCUUGGAUCGAAGCGUCGUCCCGCCCCGCAGGAUAAGUUCGUCAUUUGCCUUGUACCUGCGUACACUGAGGGCGAGGAUGCGUUGCGCAAGGGUCUCGACUCCCUCACUGCUCUCCAGUAUGACAACAAGAGGAAACUCAUCUAUGUCAUCUGUGAUGGUAUGAUUGUUGGUGGCGGUAAUGAUCGCCCAACGCCCAAGAUCGUCCUUGACAUUCUAGGUGUGGACCCUAAGAUCGAUCCGCCUGCGUUACCGUUCAAGUCCGUGGGCCAGGGAAGCGAACAGCUCAAUUAUGGCAAGGUUUACUCCGGUCUCUAUGAGUACGAGGGUAACGUUGUGCCAUAUGUCGUCGUCGUGAAGGUCGGAAAAGAGUCGGAGCAAAACAAAGCCAAACCCGGAAACCGUGGUAAGCGUGACUCGCAGAUCCAGCUGCUCGGCUUCCUGAACCGGGUGCAUCACCGUGCUCCGAUGUCGCCUCUGGAGUUAGAAAUCUUCCACCAGAUCAACAACGUGAUUGGAGUGGAUCCUGAAUUGUAUGAGUAUGUUCUGAUGGUCGACGCCGAUACGAGCGUACGAGAGGAUUCCUUGAAUCGGCUGGUUGCUGCGUGUGCCAAUGAUGCGCGCAUCGCCGGUAUUUGUGGUGAAACUAGUCUUCAGAAUGAAGAGCGCAGCUGGUGGACAAUGAUCCAGGUUUAUGAGUACUAUAUCUCUCAUCAUCUGGCCAAGGCUUUCGAAUCGCUCUUCGGCAGUGUCACCUGUCUUCCUGGAUGCUUCUGCAUGUAUCGACUGAGAACUGCAGACAAGGGUCGUCCGUUGAUUAUCUCGGAUAAAGUUCUCAAAGAGUACGCCGACAACGAUGUGGACACCCUUCACAAGAAGAAUCUGCUUUCGUUGGGUGAGGAUCGUUACUUGACGACCUUGAUGACGAAACACUUCCCUACUAUGUCUUAUAAGUUCAUUCCCGAUGCCUACGCUAGCACCGCGGCCCCGGAGACAUGGUCUGUGCUUCUCUCGCAGCGACGGCGCUGGAUCAAUUCCACCAUACACAACUUGGCGGUACUGGCGGCUUUGGAAGAUCUUUGCGGUUUCUGCUGCUUCAGUAUGCGAUUCGUCGUUCUCGUCGAUCUGAUAGGAACGGUCAUCCUUCCGGCUACCUGUGUCUACAUUGUAUACCUGAUCUAUCGCGUUGCCAGCCACACUGGACCCUUCCCUCUGAUCUCGAUCAUUAUGUUGGCUGGUGUGUACGGACUCCAGGCGAUCAUCUUUAUCGUGAAACGCCAGUGGCAGCACAUCGGUUGGAUGAUCAUCUACCUCUGUGCCUAUCCCAUCUACAGUUUCGUUCUCCCUCUGUAUUCCUUCUGGAAGCAGGAUGAUUUCAGUUGGGGUAACACCCGUGUUGUCAUUGGGGAGAAAGGAUCUAAGCGUGUUGUUGCUGUGGAAGACGAAGGCUUUGAUCCUCGCAGCAUCCCUCUCCAGCGAUGGGACGACUAUGCUCUUGCCAACAAUCUGCCAGGCCGCCGUGGCGACUUUGCCAUGGGCCAGGAGAAGGUGUACGGAGGUCGCUUUAUGGAUGAUAUGACGAUGGAGAUGGACGAUAUGCAUUCGCAGUACUCGUCCGUGAAGCCCGCUUCAACGAUCUUGACCGGGUUCCCUGGCCAUGGCCGGAACGUCAGUCCCUACAUGCCGCCUCAAUCUCCCGGCCCGUACGCCAAUGUGCCAGGCAACAGACACUCCCACAUGUCGAGCUUCACGCGAUACACCGACCAACCUUUCCUGGGCCACGCAGGACCCCAGGCAUCUCGUAAUAUGUCGAUGGGCAACGUCAGCCAGUUCCCCGAGAGUGUGGUGGGCGGUACCAACCGGCAUAGCGUUGGCAUGAUGCAGAGCACCGAUAAUCUCCUCGGCGUGCCGCGACCCAGCUCUCGAAGCCCGGUUGGCGGUGCUGCUAGCGGAUUUGCAUCUCGACCCCACAGUGCAUUUGACUUCCGCAGUGGCAGCGGUCCGGAUGAAAUGGCGAUUACGGAGGCCAUUCGCGCAUGCCUGGCGGAGGUUGACUUGGACACCGUGACGAAGAAACAAGUUCGUGCAUUGGUUGAGCAACGACUUCAGACGACUUUGACGGGAGAAAAGCGUGCGUUCCUGGACCGGCAGAUUGAUACCGAGCUGGCCAACAUGUAA